Molecule: messenger RNA, 1340 nt
Organism: Helobdella robusta
Lineage: Eukaryota; Metazoa; Annelida; Clitellata; Rhynchobdellida; Glossiphoniidae
Exons: 8
Coding region: 69-944 (291 amino acids)
Cellular component (GO): membrane
Molecular function (GO): lipase activity
Source: RefSeq, a predicted model, not a curated record
CGUAUGCCUGCACCUUGAGUUCUCAGGCUGGUUGCUAUUAGUUCCUAACCUUAGAAGGUGCUGUGAAGAUGGCAGAAAAGGCUGGAGACGUGUCUGCGGUGAAUUGCAAGGAAGGUGCACUGACCAGCAAACAUGGACACCAGUUGUUUUGUAAAUAUUGGAAAUCGAAGGCAAAUGACAAGCCAAAACAUUUGAUCUUUAUAAGCCAUGGAUUUGGGGAGCACUGCCAGCGUUACAAUGAUUUUGCCAUGACCUUAGUUCAAAACAAUAAUUUUGUUUUUUCACACGACCAUGUGGGACAUGGCAAAAGUGAAGGUGAUCGAGUGCACGUUACUAACUUCUCUAUUUACGUUGAUGAUGUUAUAAACCAUAUUGAGAUGGUGAAAAAGGAGCAUCCUGGAAUUCCAUGUUUCAUGUUCGGCCAUUCCAUGGGAGGGCUAAUAACUAUCCUGACCACACUCAGAGCACCUGAUCUGUUCAGUGGAAUAAUCCUGUCUGGACCAGGUAUCGUACCUAACAAGGAAGCUGCUACACCUUUCAAAAUUUUUCUAGCUAAAGUUACUGCAACUCUGUUACCUCAUUAUGAAAUUGCAACGAUUAGUUCUGAAGUUAUUUGCAGGAAUAAAAAUGUGGUAAAAAAUUAUGAAGAAGAUCCCUUGGUCUGGCACGGAGGAAUAAAAGCCAAAUGGUGUUGUUGCAUUAUGGCUGCCAUGGCAGAAAUUCGAAAGAGAUUUAAAGAAAUAAAAGUUCCAUAUUUGCUGUUGCACGGUUCGGCCGACCAAAUAUGCAGCAUUGAAGGGUCGGAGAUGAUGCAUGCAAAUACCAGCAGUGAGGACAAGACUUUCAAGAUAUAUGAAAGCUGCUAUCAUGAGGUCAUUUGGGAGAUUGAUGGCCAGGGAGAGCAAGCGGUCAGUGACAUCGUGGACUGGAUCAACAAGAGAUAGUAGUCUAUAUUUUACAUCUAAACUUAAUUAUUUAAAGAGCAAAGUACUCGAUAUUAUUUCUAUUAUGCAUGUCUUAUUUUUUCUAUUAAUUUUACAUUUUAUUUUUGACUUUCAAAUGUAAAAAAAGGAUAUUUAUUUGUAACGCCGUGCCAUCUAUAUUUCACAUUGCUUUAUUUUACACUUUCUUUUUUUCUAUUAAUACUCAGUGUGGAUUUAAGGAUUUAUUUAUCUUUUGACGUUUUCGAUUUUUACAACGAAGUUAAUUUUUGAUAUCCAUAUUCAUGUCGUAUUUUUAGAAGAAACUGAUAGAAAACGUUUAUUCAUACAAUUUAAGAUGUUAAAAAACGUAUAGAAUUGGAACCUAAUGUUUGUUCUCGAAUAAAAAUAUUAUUACAG